AUGGCAGGCCCGGGCGAAUCGAAGGACAUAGUGCUGGUCACGGGGCCAGAUGGGAAGGAGCUGACGCCGGAGGAGGCGGAGAAGCAGCAGAAGGAGCUGAAGGAGUUCGAGGACAAGCUCAAGUUCAUCACGGACAAGGUGCCCACGAAAACGUACAUGGUGAUGGGGUCAGCGGCGGGGGCGGGCUCCGGGACGUUCCACAUCUACCGCAAGCUCAAGCGCGCCGAGGAGGAGAGGUGGGCGCGCGUCGAGCGGGAGGCGAAGGAGAAGGACGCGCUGGAGGAGUUCGAGCGGCGCAAGCGGGAGCGCGAGGAGGCGGACGAGGCCAGGCUGGCGAAGAACCGCGAGAAGCGGUUAAAGAAGCGGAAGAAGAAAGGCAAGGCCGGCGACGCGAAGCCCGCGGGCGCCGACGCGCCGGGGUCGCCCGCCAAGGCCGCGAGCGACGACGACGGAGCGGACGCCCCCCCUGUCGACGACCUCGACUGA
Molecule: messenger RNA, 486 nt
Organism: Pedinophyceae sp. YPF-701
Lineage: Eukaryota; Viridiplantae; Chlorophyta; Pedinophyceae
Source: the annotation of a GenBank genome assembly